Molecule: messenger RNA, 1716 nt
Organism: Diplodia corticola
Lineage: Eukaryota; Fungi; Ascomycota; Dothideomycetes; Botryosphaeriales; Botryosphaeriaceae
Product: mfs multidrug transporter
Exons: 1
Coding region: 1-1716 (571 amino acids)
Biological process (GO): transmembrane transport
Molecular function (GO): transmembrane transporter activity
Source: RefSeq, a predicted model, not a curated record
AUGGCCGACGAGGGCCCCCGUCGCUUGUCACUCUCCCGCACCAGGAGCCGCCCGGACCGCCCCGAAAGCCCGGAACCCGUCUACUCCGUCGAACACCUCGACGAUCACAGCAUCUACCACCACGACCAUGCUGCCGCCGAGUCAGACCGCCCCGCCACAGGUGACGAUUCGGAAGUCGAGAAGAAGGACAACGGCCAAGAUGACAACGGGAGUAUCGAGGUCCCCGAAGUUCGAGACGGUAUCCCCGACGUGAGGGACGUCGAGAAGGCCGACCUCGCCAAGGAACAGGCCAAGAGCGAUGCUCCUCUAAAAGACCCUAACUCUGUCGGCUGGGAUGGUCCCGAAGACCCCGCCAACCCGAAGAACUGGUCGAUCCGUCGCAAGUGGGCCGCUUGCCUGGUCGUCUCCGCCUUCACCUUCAUCUCGCCAGUCUCGUCCUCCAUGGUCGCCCCCGCCCUCCCCGCCAUCUCGAAGGACCUCGGCGUCAACAAGGACAUCGAAGAAGCCCUCAUUCUGUCAAUCUUCGUUCUCGCCUACGCCGUUGGCCCCUUGGUCCUCGGCCCGCUCUCAGAGGUCUACGGACGAGUGCUGGUCUUGCAGUGCGCCAACGCAUUCUACCUGGCCUGGAACCUUGGGUGCGGCUUCGCGAAGACCAAGGGCCAGAUGAUGGCCUUCCGCUUCCUUUCCGGCCUCGGCGGCUCCGCGCCCCUCGCCAUCGGCGGUGGCACCCUCUCCGACAUGUUCCUCCCAGAGCAGCGCGGCAAAGCCAUCAGCAUGUACAGCCUGGGGCCGCUCAUCGGGCCCGCCGCCGGCCCCAUCGCCGGCGGCUUCAUCGCCCAGUACUCGACCUGGCGCUGGGCCUUCUGGGCGACGUCCAUCGUCGACGCCGCCAUCCAGAUCCUCGGCUUCUUCUACCUGCAGGAGACGUACGCGCCCGUGCUGCUGAAGUGGAAGGCGGCGCGGCUGCGCAAGGAGACGGGCAACGCGGAGCUGCGAUCCGAGUUCGACUCGGACAAGACCAUCUCCAAGGUCCUCGGCGUCGCGCUGGUCCGCCCCUUCCGCCUGCUCUUCACCCAGCCCAUCAUCCAGUUCCUGGCCGCCUACAUGGCCUUCCUGUACGGCCUCAUGUACCUCGUGCUCUCCACCUUCCCCUCGCUCUGGACCACCGCCUACCACGAAUCCGUCGCCAUCGGCGGCCUCAACUUCAUCUCGCUCGCCGUCGGCUUCUUCGUCGGCAUCCAGGUCGCCGCCCGCCUCAACGACAAGAUAUACGUGCGCCUCAAGCGCCGCAACGCCGGCGUCGGCCUGCCCGAGUUCCGCGUCCCGCUCAUGGUGCCCGGCGCGCUGCUCGUCCCCGUCGGCCUGUUGUGGUACGGCUGGUCGGCCCAGGCCCGGGUCCACUGGAUCAUGCCCGACAUCGGCGCCGCCAUCUUCGCCGCCGGCGUCAUGGUCGCCUUCCAGUGCAUCCAGACGUACCUCGUCGACUCGUACACGCGCUUCGCCGCCAGCGCCAUCAGCGCCGCCACCGUCUUGCGCUCCCUGGCCGGCUUCGGCUUCCCCCUCUUCGCCCCGUACAUGUACCAGGCGCUGGACGACGGCUGGGGGAACACGUUGCUCGGUCUCAUCGGCGUCGUCCUGGGUCUGCCCGCGCCGGUGAUCUUGUGGAAGUACGGCAAGGUGCUGAGGGCGAAGAGUCAGUUUGCCGCGGGCGGCUGA